Molecule: messenger RNA, 1275 nt
Organism: Asparagus officinalis (garden asparagus)
Lineage: Eukaryota; Viridiplantae; Streptophyta; Magnoliopsida; Asparagales; Asparagaceae
Product: mannan endo-1,4-beta-mannosidase 5-like
Molecular function (GO): hydrolase activity, hydrolyzing O-glycosyl compounds
Source: RefSeq, a predicted model, not a curated record
AUGGCCAACUUGGGCUCGACCCUAAUCACCUUGUUGUGUUUACUGGCAAUACUUUGCGCACAUAUUGCGCCUUGUGAAUCCACUAGGAAAGGGAAAUUACACCCACACCGGCAUGCACGCGCACAGCACGUACGUAAGGGAAAGUUUGUUAAGACCAAGGGCACAAGGUUUUUGCUCCACGGUUCCCCUUUCCUCUUCAAUGGCUUUAAUGCUUACUGGAUGAUGAACGUGGCGGUGGAGCCCGCUGAGAGGUAUAAGGUCACCGAGGUUUUUCAGCAGGCGGCCCUGGCAGGGAUGAACGUCUGCCGGACGUGGGCUUUCAAUGAUGGUUGCGAUAAGGCGCUGCAGACGUCUCCCGGUGUUUAUGAUGAACAAGUCUUUCAGGCACUUGAUUUUGUUGUCUCUGAGGCACGCAAAUGCGGAGUUCGCUUGAUUUUGAGCUUGGUUAACAACUACAAGGACUACGGAGGCAGACCUCAAUAUGUUCAAUGGGCACGCAAUGCAGGAGUAUCCGUCAACGGGGAUGAUGAUUUUUAUACUAAUGGCGUCAUUAAGGGAUAUUAUAAGAACCAUAUAAAGACCGUUUUGAAUAGAGUCAACACCUUCACCAAUCUAGCAUACAAGGAUGAUAACAUGAUCAUGGCAUGGGAGCUCAUGAAUGAGCCCCGUUGUGAAAAUGACUACUCUGGGAGAACAGUGAACUCAUAUAACGUGCAUGCAUGAUUACAAUCCUUAGACAAGAAACACUUGCUGGAAAUAGGCAUGGAAGGGUUUUAUGGAGAUUCAACGCCGGACAAAAAGCGGUACAACCCUGGUUAUGAAGUUGGAACUGAUUUCAUCACCAACAACCUCAUCAAAGAAAUUGACUUUGCCACAAUCCAUGCUUACCCUGAUCAGUGGCUAUCAGGCCAGAGCGACGACGCGCACUCUGAAUUUGUACGGCAGUGGGUGGAGCGGAUGUGGAGCCACUGGAACGACACCAAGAGGAUCCUCAAGAAGCCCUUAGCGUUCACGGAGUUCGGGAAAUCGAAGAAGGAACCCGGAUACAGCGAGACAAGCCGUGAUGCAUUCUUCGGCAUGGUGUACAGCAACAUCUACAGGUACGCCAGGACCGGGGGGUCCAUGGGGGGAGGCCUGGUGUGGCAACUCAUGGCCAGAGACAUGGAGUCGUACUGUGAUGGAUAUGAGAUUGUGCUUUCGCAGGAGGCGGCGACGAGCGAUGUUAUCAGCCGACAGUCGCGUGCUAUGACUACAUUGGCAGCCAAGAUGCUGUGA